Molecule: messenger RNA, 1240 nt
Organism: Fomitopsis serialis
Lineage: Eukaryota; Fungi; Basidiomycota; Agaricomycetes; Polyporales; Fomitopsidaceae
Exons: 11
Coding region: 1-930 (309 amino acids)
Biological process (GO): carbohydrate metabolic process
Molecular function (GO): hydrolase activity, acting on carbon-nitrogen (but not peptide) bonds
Source: RefSeq, a predicted model, not a curated record
AUGCCUCGCAGGGUUCUCAUCGGGUUUGGCGUCGACGUCGACGCGGUGGCAGGGUGGCUCGGGUCGUACGGGGGCGAAGAUUCGGUGUCGGACAUAUCCAGGGGCCUGUACUCGGGCGAGGUCGGCGUACCGCGCCUGCUGAAGCUGUUCAGGAAAUCCGGGAUCAAGACGACAUGGUUCAUCCCCGGACACAGUCUGGAGACGUUCCCGGAGCAGAUGGCUGCCGUCAGAGACGCGGGGCACGAGAUGUAUGGGCUACACGGGUACUCGCAUGAGAACCCUGUCUCGAUGACGCCCGAGCAGCAGAAGGACAUCCUCGAGUACACGUACGACCUCCUGACGGUGUUCAACAACGGCAUCCCGCCGAAGGGGAGCGUCGCGCCGUGGUGGGAGACGAGCGCGGAGGGCACGAUGCUGCUGCUCGACAAGGGGAUCGAAUACGAUCAUUCGCACAUGGCUCACGACUCGCAGGCGUACUACCUGCGUGACCAGGAUACGUGGACGAAGAUCAACUAUACGGCCAAGGCUGAGGCGUGGAUGAAGCCGCUGCAACGAGGGAACGUCACCGGAUUGGUGGAGCUACCUGCUAACUGGUAUUUGGACGAUCUUCCGCCCAUGAUGUUUAUCAAGGGAAGCGCAAACUCACACGGUUGGGUCAACUGCCGAGACGUCGAGCAACUCUGGAAGGACACCUUCACCUACCUCUACCGGGAGGAAGAGGAUUUCAUCUUCCCUAUCACAAUCCAUCCCGACGUCAGCGGUCGCCCGCAUGUCUUGCUCAUGCUGGAACGCUUCAUCGAGUGGGUCAACACCCACGAGAACGUACACUGGGUGUGCAUGCAUGAGAUGGCGAACGAGUUCAGAGCGAAUAAUAUCCCUCCGGCGGGGGCGCGCAUGCCGCGUGGUUUGGACAGCGGUAACACACGAUAGGCGACAUCCUCUCCAAGCACUAGCAAUGUCGAAGGCAUGCAAAGUACUCAAGUAAUGCCCGUGUUCAUCUCAUAGCCGGGGAUAACGAUGCAAUGCACCGUGUAUGAUUUGGUAGGACACUUCCGAGAGAUGAUACCCGUUCGAGUGUUCGGCGUUCACGAGUCUGAAGCUUUGCAAACUCAAUCCAUUCAUGAUGCAUUUGACGCGAUCUAACCAAGGAUGUGAUACAAUGGGAUACACGCACUGUUGGCGAGGGCUUCUCAAUAGAGGAUGACUCAUCGUACACGGAACUGCAUCUUCGUAUCCUUGU